UCUAAUCCAUUAUAUUUUGCGCAUCCCACCAUCAGCCCCCUACCACCACCACCAUCGCUUCCCCCGCCCCACCUUUCUACAAUCAAUCCAUCUAGCUUUUCGUUCUUGGGUUUUUUAGUGUUCAUUGAUGGCGUCUUCCUCCUCUUAUCAUCAAAGCAAAAAGAUGAAGUCAUCUGCAUCUCAUGUAUUUAUUAGCCACAGGAGCCUAGAUCAAGAUGUCGAAGAAAGUUUAGCUGUUCAGCUUUACCGUUCUCUUCAAAAGGUUAGUGUCCAAGCCUUUUUCCAUUCCGAAGAGAUGGAGCUCGGAGAUUUGUUUCCUCUUUCAACCGACACUGCCAUCCGCUCGGCUUCAGUCCAAAUUGCUAUAUUUUCAAAAGGAUAUGCAGAGUCAGCCUGGUGUUUGACUGAGCUUGUUCUCAUGUUACAAACUAAAGCUACAAUUAUUCCUGUAUUUUAUGAUGUCAGGCCUUCCGACCUGCACGACAUCGAAAAAGGGGCCUAUGCAAAUGCUUUCAAGAAAUUUGAAGAGCAGGGUAUGUAUUUGGAAAAACUGGAGGAGUGGAAACAGGCGCUCCGAUCUGUUUCCCUCAGGAUGGCUUACUACGAUUUCAACAAGCCUAGGCAUAAUAGGUAUGCGCUUUGUAAAAAGCUGGUGGCGGCUGUCCUAAAAGAGAUUGAGAAGAAGAAGCAUCUAAAAAUUGCCAAAAUUCCAUUGCCGUUUGAUGAAAUCGUGGAAGAGGAAAAGAGGCAGCGUUUGGAUGUUGCAAAAUAUCCCAUUGGACUUGAAGAAAUCGUGAAGGAUUUUGAAACAGAAUUCAAGCAGGACAAAACUACUGUCAUUGGUAUCUAUGGAAUGGCCGGGUCGGGCAAGACAACUCUGGCGAAACAAUUAUUUAAUCUGUAUCGCUCACAGUAUGACAGAUCAUGUUUUCUGUUCGAUGUACGAGAAUCUGAUUCGGUUUCUUUGGAGUCUAAGCUUGUUAUAGACCUAUUCCAUGGAGAUUUCAAAGGCAUUCCAAAUGAUGAAGUUACAGAGGAGGGAAUCAGUGAUAUUAGCACAAAUCUCAGGAAGGCCAAUUUUCCUCGCUUUCUUGUUGUCUUAGACGACGUUCAUGAUGUGCUCCAGUUGAAUGCUCUUUUGGCCAAAGCUGCGUUGAAGUCUGACAGUCUUGCGAUUGUUACAACAAGGGACCAGAGUGUGCUAAAAGCAGGCGGAAUUGAUUACAGAUAUGAAAUGAAACCAUUAAGCCUACAUGAUUCCAUGAAGCUUUUCUCUUGGUAUGCAUUCCAUCAAUCUUCUCCGGAAAGUGGAUAUGAAGAUUUGGUUAGAAGAUUUGCAAUGGCGUGUGACGGUUCACCCCUCUCGCUGGGCUUGUUGGGAGGGCAUGUUUUUGGCCGUGACAAGUGUGAUUGGGAGUUGGAAUUAAGCAAGAUUGACAAGUGUGAUUGGGAGUUGGAAUUAAGCAAGUUUCAUCCAGAAGAGAAGAAUCUAAUGCACAUACUCAAGAUAAGCUUUGAUGCGUUAGACAAAGAGGUAAAACAAAUCUUUAUGGACACUGCAUGUUUCUUUAUUGGUCAUUCUAAGGCUGUGGCCGUUAGAAUUUGGGAGGGAUCUGGGUGGAACGCUGGGAAGGCACUCCAAAUCUUAGAGGAUAAGUCUCUGGUUGAAGUUGUUAUAGAGGAAAUGGAUGAUGAGUGCAGAGAAUUGGAGUAUGAUGAGAAACAUAUUUUGCGGAUGCCUGCCUAUCUCCGCGAUUUCGCAUGGGAAAUGGCAGAUGCUCGGAGCUCUCCUCUUGAUCGCCUGUGGAGGACUGAAGAUCUUAAAUCUUGGAAAUUUAGUGGGUUCCAAAAGAUCCUCAUCGAAACCAGUGGAAAACAAUUGAGGUGCUUCAACUCGACUUGUGACUGGUCAAUCCGUAUUACAUAUUUUCUGGGAAAUUCACGUGGCUAUUCUGAAACGGUUCUGCUAUGGCUCGAGCUUGAUCUACGCGACAGUUUCUUGACAAGCAUUCCUCCUUGGAUUCCUCUCCAAAAUUUGCAAGGUUUGAAAGUUUCCAAUGGAGGGCUCAAAAGAUUGUGGCAGAACGAUAAUGAGGCCCAAUUCCAGUUGAGAAGGCUGGUGCUUUAUACAAUCUCCGCGAUGGAAGAUAUAAAAUCUAUAGAAAUGGUAACUACUUUGGAGGAUUUAGUUUUAUCAGGCGAUCUACUCCAAACAGCAACAACGGUGAUGGAAGGGAAUUCACUAUCAGAUUCCCUUAGAAAACUCCACCAACUCAGAUAUCUAGUUUUGAGGCAUUUCACGCUAAACGGGGAAUUAUAUUUAAGUAAUGAAAGAAAACCAUUUCUUCCUGAGACGCCCAUGUCUAGCCUUGAAAAGAUGGAAAUUUUUCCUCCCAAGCCGUCCAUAAAUAGCCUUGAAAAGAUAGAAAUAACAAAGGUAGAACUUAUGUCCAAGGUCUUCAUUUCCGGAGAGUAUUGUUACUGCCUUAAACAUCUAAAGCUUUCAGAUAUGGAAGAUCUAAGUGAGUUGAAUUUAAUAGGGGUAAAAACACUCCAUUCCCUUAAGAUAGAAUACUGUACAGAAUUAAAAACUGUGCUAGGAAUAUCUGACCUGAAAAUUCUUGUAAUGCUUUACCUGCGCGACUGCCCCAAGCUGGAAAUGAAGCCAACUGUUGCAAAUAUGCUUUGCUUAGAGGAAAUAACCAUUGACAAUUGCCGCAAGCUGCAGAAUCUAGAAGGUAUUGAAGAGUUGCAAGGAUUGAAAUACCUCCAUAUUUCAAAAGUCCAUAGACCUAUAUUGGUUACACCUAUGUGGAACGCUGUCCACUCUUUGCAGAGGCUCCCGCCUGUUAUAAGUGUGAUUGGGAUACCAGUUAACGAGGCGGAGUCAUUAACUGCAAAUCUCUUUAACGGCGUGACUUCCCCGAACAUGACCGUGAGUGAAAUUCCUAGUGCAUCAUUAAAUAUGACCCAGCCAUUGGGUGCAAUCAUUGUGUGCGCUGUGAUUGAGUGCGAACAAGAAUGUAAUGUUGUAGAAAUUCCUCUUUCUGCUAACUAUUCCACAACAAGUAGUCUACCUCUGCCGGGCUGGAAGCGAGAAUGGAGACAUCUACCUGCGGGCGAAUGGAUAAUUUCUAUUGCAAUUGCGGGCGGCUAUGCAAGUCAUUAUAUUACUCAAUCAAGCUGGAUUAGCAAUAAGGGACAUAAUGAUCCUAAAAUUAAGAAGGGAUUUAUUGUCACCCCGACCAAAGACGAAGAGGGGGAAAUCAUACAUCUAUUCAAAAAAAUCAUUAACCAGUUAUAUUAUCCUACCAAUUCCUUUCUUCUCAAAUAACAAGGAUUUUGGAGCUGCAACAGUCCCCGUCAGGGACUGCAAUUUCGAAGCAGGAAAGAUAGGAUUGCAUUAGGAUUUUUGGAUGGUCAGAGCUGCAAUGUCUUGGCUUGGGUAAUAACAGUAAAGGUGAUGAGAAACAAUAAAGUCUUACGUUUAUAAUAAUGUGUUAAUAGGAUAUUUGAGUAAGAA
This is a messenger RNA of Cryptomeria japonica (Japanese cedar), 3523 nucleotides long. Its product is annotated as disease resistance protein Roq1. The transcript is spliced from 5 exons. The record is from RefSeq and is a predicted model, not a curated record. Gene Ontology annotation, biological process: defense response; signal transduction. NCBI's taxonomy places the organism in Eukaryota, Viridiplantae, Streptophyta, Pinopsida, Cupressales, Cupressaceae. Gene Ontology annotation, molecular function: ATP hydrolysis activity; ADP binding. The coding region runs from base 128 to 3334 and encodes 1068 amino acids.